CCCGGCGGAGCAGGAAAAGGCGGCACUCGGGAGAGCUGCCGCCACCACCGCCGACCUAGCCGCCGAGGGGGAACCCCCCCACGCUGGAGGAGAAGAGGGAGCGACCCUGAACCCUCACGACGGCCGCAGGACGAGACCGGCGCCUCGGGCGGGGUGCUGUCAUUCCCUUCAAAGGAGCUAUCAUCCUCCUGUCUCUACAUGCAGCUGGCAACCUCAGCUUUUCAGGUGUGACACAAGAUGUGGCUGGCUGUAGUUGAGUCAUGUUUGAUCCUUGGAACUGUAUCGGCGCAAAGAUUUGUUGGCAAUAACAUCCCUUCUAAUCCUGAAGUAUUUAUGACUAUUAGUGAGAUCAUCACCUACUGGGGAUACCCAAGUGAAGAGUAUGAUGUUGUGACAGUAGAUGGUUAUAUACUUAGUGUUAACAGAAUACCUCAUGGGAGAGUACCUGCUAGCAACACAGGUCUGAAGCCUGUUGUGUUUCUGCAGCAUGGUUUACUUACAGAUGGUAGCAACUGGAUCACUAAUGUGGCUAAAAACAGCCUGGGCUUUAUUCUGGCAGAUGCAGGCUAUGAUGUUUGGAUAGGAAAUAGCAGAGGGAACACCUGGUCUAGAGGUCACAAAACUCUGUCAGUGCUCCAAAAGAAAUUCUGGGCUUUCAGCUUUGAUGAAAUGGCUAAAUAUGACCUUCCGGCAGUGAUUGACUUUAUUGUGAAGAAAACUGGACAAGAGCAACUGUAUUAUGUUGGCCAUUCACAAGGCACCACUAUAGCUUUCAUAGCAUUUUCAACCAUGCCCCAGCUGGCUCGAAGAAUCAAAAUGUACUUUGCCUUAGCUCCUGUAGCCACAGUUAAAUAUGCCAAAUCCCCAUUGACAAAGCUUGCAUUGCUUCCCAAUUCAGUUAUCAAGAUUUUAUUUGGCGAUAAAGAUUUCUUACCCCACAGUUAUUUUGGUGAAGUGGUUGCUAAUUCAUUUUGCAGACAGGAUAUAUUAGCAGAGAUUUGUGGUAAUGUUCUGUUUGUGCUGUGUGGAUUUAAUGAGAAGAACUUAAAUAUGAGCCGAGUAAAUGUGUAUACAGCACAUUCCCCAGCUGGAACAUCCAUACAAAAUAUGAUUCAUUGGAAACAGGCAAUUAAAAGUGGUGAAUUUAAAGCUUAUGACUGGGGAAUCCUGUCCAACUAUGUGCACUAUGAUCAGGUUAAUCCUCCCUUAUACAAUGUGACAGACAUGCAAGUGCCAACUGCGAUGUGGAGUGGUAGAAAUGAUUUGCUUUCUGACCCUAGGGAUGUUGCCCUAUUGCUCCAACAAGUCACCAAUCUUGUUUACUUCAAGGACAUUCCUGAUUGGAACCAUCUUGAUUUCAUCUGGGGCCUUGAUGCACCUAAGCGCAUGUAUAUUGAAAUCCUUGAUUUGAUGAAGAAAAAUCAAUGAAAAUACUGUGGCUGUAGGAGCGAAGAUUUGAUUAAUUUCUGUUGAUAUCUAUCUUGUUUUUUUUAGUGAACUACAAAGUAUUUGGCCAAAAUGGUUUAUAUGUACUUUAAUGAGAUUCUAUUAAUUAUCUUAAACAUUAGGUUAGCAAAGUCAAAGAAAGUAAUCAAACUCACAACAUACAUUUUUAAAACACCCCACACAAGUAUUUAAGUCUUCUUCUUUCAAAAGUAAGUGUCAUAAAUGAAACGAAUCAUAUUUUGAUGACUUUUCUAUACAAUGGAUUAAAUGCAUAGGUCACAACUGAUUAUGGGGCUAGACAAGACAUGCAAUAAUAGUGUGCAAAUUCAGAAAAGCUGUUACUUAAUUUUAAAUAUGUAAUUCCUUUGAUGUCUAAGGAACUACACUGAUUUUAAUGCAGAUGAGGGUAUAGGCCAGGUUUAAUUUCACCUAGAGUCAGAGUCAAUAUUCCUGUCUCAUGACCAAAAUAUAUUCUUCUCUAAUACCAGUAAUUUCCAAUACACACCAUGAAAAGAUCCAAUAGGCAUGUCUUUUCAUUCUUUCCUUGAAGCAGAAGUCAGUGGGGAAAAAAGGCUAUUAUAAGGAGAUUGUUCUAUAUGUGUGUCUAGACUACAGGGUUUUGUCGACAAAAGUGGACUUUUGUUGACAAAACUAUACCUGUGCCUACA
Pelodiscus sinensis (Chinese soft-shelled turtle) is the source of this 2114-nucleotide messenger RNA. NCBI's taxonomy places the organism in Eukaryota, Metazoa, Chordata, Testudines, Trionychidae. The record is from RefSeq and is a predicted model, not a curated record.